Molecule: messenger RNA, 1053 nt
Organism: Penicillium cinerascens
Lineage: Eukaryota; Fungi; Ascomycota; Eurotiomycetes; Eurotiales; Aspergillaceae
Product: putative histone acetyltransferase (MysT1)
Exons: 1
Coding region: 1-1053 (350 amino acids)
Biological process (GO): regulation of DNA-templated transcription
Molecular function (GO): histone acetyltransferase activity
Source: RefSeq, a predicted model, not a curated record
AUGGCCACCGGAAAAACCUCGUCACGACUGCAGAGUCCGGGCGACCGCAAUUUCAAGAGUGUUGUGCUAGGAGAUCUUUUGUUCAAGCCUUGGUACCAGUCCAUCUACCCGGAGGAUCUGGUUGCCAAAGACGCCGAGUGCCUCCACGUUUGUCGGUGGUGUUUCCGGUAUUCCUGUGACCGAGUCACCUUUGCAGAGCACACUCGAGAAUGUGUGCAUCGGAAAACACCGCCGGGCACGAAAAUAUAUGAUCAUGGCGGAUACGCAGUGUGGGAAAUCGAUGGGGAGGAACACAAGCUCUUUGGCCAGAAUCUAUCGCUCUUCGCUAAGUUGUUUCUUGACCACAAGACUGUUUUCUUCGAUGUUGCGACCUUCCUAUAUUAUAUCCUCACAUUUACCGACCCGGACAACCCGGACAACUACCAUAUUCUUGGCUUCUUCUCGAAGGAGAAGCUAUCCUGGGAUGCGAACAAUCUUGCCUGCAUUUGUGUCUUCCCACCAUACCAGCACAGGCAGCUGGGAAAGCUGUUGAUGGGGGUGAGCUAUAAGCUCAGCGGCUGGGAUUCCCCCGGUGGAUAUAUUGGUGGACCAGAGAAACCUCUCAGUGACCUGGGGCAAAAAAGUUACAAUCGCUUCUGGGCUGAGCGGAUUGCGAGGUAUCUGCUAUGCGGUAAACGUGGCGGCGGCAAUAAUGAGGCCGAGAACGCAAAGCCUAGCACUUUCUCCACAGCCUCCAAAAAGAGAGCUCCACGAGAGACCAUGACUGUCGAAGAACUUGGCCUGGCUACCGGCAUGCUGACAGAAGAUGUAAUAACCGCCGUCAAGUUCAUGGGUGUCGUCCAGCCAGAGACACCAAGGAAGCGCAAAACGCCUCGUUUAAGCGGAGAUGAUGCGCCAGCCCAGGGUCCGACGAUGCUCAUCCGGAAAGAGGAUGUCUGGAAAUGGGCUAAGGCUCAUCACCUGUCAUUGGAGGACCCGGUGAGGGAGGAUGGGUUUAUUCUCCCAUCUCCCCUUGUCUCUGAUGCCAGCCAGAGUGCCUCCGAGGAGGAAUAG